Penaeus monodon (black tiger shrimp) is the source of this 921-nucleotide messenger RNA. RefSeq names its product sphingomyelin phosphodiesterase-like. The record is from RefSeq and is a predicted model, not a curated record. Gene Ontology annotation, molecular function: acid sphingomyelin phosphodiesterase activity. Gene Ontology annotation, biological process: sphingomyelin catabolic process; ceramide biosynthetic process. The transcript has 8 exons. Bases 1 to 921 code for a protein of 306 amino acids. Lineage: Eukaryota; Metazoa; Arthropoda; Malacostraca; Decapoda; Penaeidae. Gene Ontology annotation, cellular component: lysosome.
AUGCUCUUCGGGGUUUGGGUGCGAACCACAACCCCCACGCCCGCUCGCUGUGAUUUUGGGUCCGCACUUGGGGAAAAACGCAAAUUUGUCCAUUCUAAAGCCGGGGAGAACGCGGGGUGCGACGACGUCUUCCGCGCGGGGGAAAGUGGGGAGUGGGGAGCAUUUACAUUUGGGUGCCCUUCCGCAGGACCUCCCCCGCCCCCAGGGUGCGGCUGGGCCCGGGGCGACUACCGCUUCUCGAUGCCCCCAAGUGGCUCCUGCAGAGAUGUAAAGUCAGUGGGUUUGGCGUAUUUUGGGAUGACUCUCGGGGAACAGGUGGCCCGAAAACCUGCGGGUGACCCGCCUGAAGCCAGGGACAUCGACUUCAUCGUGUGGACGGGCGACCUGAUCCCGCACAACCUGUGGAACACGACCCGCGAGGGCAACCUGGACGUGACUCGCCAGGCCAUCCAGAUGGUCAGGACAGUUUCCCAGGAUUCCUGUGUUCCCGGCCAUCGGCAACCACGAGUCCCACCCCGUGAACGCUUUUCCCUCAACCGUACAUCGAGAACGAAUUCGACAUCUCUUGCUGUACGACGAGAUCUCGCGCUGUGGGCGACGUGGCUGCCGGCGGACGUCGCAGCCAGCGUCACCUACUCCGCCUUCUACUCCACGCUCAUCAAGCCAGGGCUCAGGAUCCUCUCAAUCAACACCAAUUACUGCUAUAGCUUCAACUGGUGGCUGCUGUUCGACGACGUGGACCCCGCGGCGGAACUGGCCUGGAUGGCGCAGGAGCUGCAGCGCGCCGAGGACGCCGGCGAGAAGGCCUACGUGGUGAGCCACCACCCGCCGGGCCACCGCGACUGCUCCAAGACCUGGAGUCACCAGUACAACAGGAUUGUUCACAGUAACGCAUAUGGUGGGACUAUCAAAAGGUUUUGA